UUUUGCCUAAAACAUAAAGCGCGGGAGGCGAGGAGGGCGACGGGAACUUUUCUGGAGCCGCGUUUAAUCCCCACGAAGGCGCGUUUGAUCCUGCCGGGCGUGUGCUACGAUAUCCACGUGGCUGCCUGCAAGAGAAUAUCUUAACAGUUUGUGUGGAUUGGUUACCAUCAGACCAAGGACAUGGCUUUGAACCCCCAGUACCUAGCCAUCGGUGAACAGUUCGCCAAACAGUAUUACACGCUCUUUGAUGACCCAGCAUGCAGAGCGCAACUGAUCAACUUGUACAGUCCGGAGAUGAGCCUGAUGAGCUUUGAGGGCUCCCAACAUCGAGGAGCACAAAAAAUCAUGGAAAAGUUUGCUGCGCUGACGUUUGCGAAGAUCCAGCACAUCGUCACUACAGUGGAUUGCCAACCCAUGUUCGACGGCGGCAUCCUCAUCAACGUUGUUGGACAGCUCAAGACGGACGACGAUCCGGUGCACGGCUUCUCGCAGACGUUCGUGCUGAAGCCGGUGCCGAACGGUCAGGGCUUCUUCUGCCAGCACGACGUCUUCAGGCUGGCCAUCCACAACGUCUGAGCGCGCGCCGCGGGCCGGAACUGGACACUGCCGGGCGGCCGGCCAGUGCGCGCCGCCGCCGCCAGGGGCGCCCCGAUCGGCGAGGCGUGGGACUCGCGAGGUGGUGCCCUCCUCUCAGGCGGGAGGUGGCCGGCGCACGUGGCGUCCGACGCCUCUCGCUCCCGGUGUCCGCGAGAGGCAGCGGCAACGCCGUGGCAGCCUCCAGUGAUGUGGCGUUGCGCGCUGGGCAUAGCACGUAGCUUGUUUCGGUAGACCCGUCGCGGCUGAAACGCCCGUCUUACAUGGAUAACACGUCUGGAGCACCGGUUCACGCUCUAAAGAGCUCGCUUGCGAUCCAUUUCGGCCAGGGAGGCAAAAUCGGCUCGUCGUUUUGCGCUUCGUCCGCCCUUUUCUUACAAUGUGCCUUUGCAUGGCGUUCGGCGGGUUUGCGUUGCGUCCUGCUCCGUUGACGGCGACCCACUCGCGUGCGGGCAGCGCGCCCGCCGCGUCCGCCGCGUCCGCCGCUGCCGCCGCGGCGCCCACUGCGGUCUGUCGGCCUUCAGCCGUGCGACUCUCGGCGUGGAGGGUCGGCGCCCGGGGUGGAGGCUGCAGGGGGGCCGCUACUAACACUGGUGAUACGGCGGCCGGGCUGCGUCGGUCGCCGCCGCCGCCGGAAGCCAGGACCGGGCAGCCCAUUUUAAGUGUACUUACAGCCUGCGUGUAAUAAACGUGUUAUGCGGU
Molecule: messenger RNA, 1296 nt
Organism: Pollicipes pollicipes
Lineage: Eukaryota; Metazoa; Arthropoda; Thecostraca; Pollicipedomorpha; Pollicipedidae
Product: putative nuclear transport factor 2
Exons: 4
Coding region: 181-576 (131 amino acids)
Biological process (GO): nucleocytoplasmic transport
Source: RefSeq, a predicted model, not a curated record